CCAGGGACAUCGAGAACAGCUAAGUCGCUACUCUUUAAGGUUGAGUUAACCUCACCAGGAAGAAAAUGGAUAUCGACCUUUUGAACCCGAUCCAGGCCGAGGAGGCCAAGAAGCACAAGCUGAAGAAGCUUGUUCAGGCCCCCAACAGCUUCUUCAUGGACGUCAAGUGCCCAGGUAUAAUUACCGUUACUACCACUGCCGCUCCUCCUAAACUGAGAAAAUAGGAAGCUGAAUGAAUAUAAUCUGAGCUGCUACAGAAAGGACAAUCUGAAGUAGUAAAUGUUCUGCCCUCCUUAGAACUGUGGGGCUUUGAGGCUUCAGGUGUACGUUCUUCUUCAUAAAAGGCUUUCUUUAAAUGGUAUUUUGAGGCUGAACAGCAUGGUAAGUACAUACGACUUUCUGCAAAAUGUCCCCUUCGCGAGGACUUUCAGGAGCCGCGUUAGCUUCUAAAUCACACCAGAGAACACUAGUUUCUAAAUCACACCAGAUAACACUAGCUUCUAUCUAAAUCACACCAGACCCCAGUAGCUUCUAAAUCACACCCCAGAUAACACUAGCUUCUAAAUAGCUUCUAAAUCACGCCCUAGAUGACACUAGCUUCUAAGUCACACCAGACCACAGUAGCUUCUAAAUCACACCCCAGAUAACACUAGCUUCUAAAUCACAUCAAAAAUCCAAAAAUUUCAGGCUGCCUCCAGAUCACCACGGUUUACUCGCAUGCUCAAACCGUCGUCCUGUGCCACAACUGUAAUGUUGUCUUGUGCAAGCCGACUGGAGGUAGUUUUUUUAUUUUCUUCACCCUUUUGGUAGGGACUCCUUGUUCUCCUAAAACCUUUAGUUGUGAAUGUCUUCCUUAGUGACUUUGGACACGAUUUAGAAAAGGAAUUCCCAUAGAAGAUUGUAGGAGAUUGCGUUCUGAAUUUCGAUCUCCGAUGUGAAACUGUCGUCGACACGGAUCUGGAUAUUUUAGAAACAUUGCUCAUGCCGACUUUCUCCCACGCCAUGCUUGUCUCAUUUCAUCAAACUAAACUACUGACAGGUCAUGCCCGUCUCUCCGAGGGAUGCAGCUUCCGCCGAAAGCAAGACUAAAUUUACCUGUCCACAACAAUCCAGGGUGGUCUAAGGAGAGUGUGAAAACAGGUGUUGUAUUGCGACAUCAAAGCAGAAUGUGGGAAUAAUGGCUGCACUUUGACAAUAGAGAUUAAUGUGGAGGAGCAGAAGCAUAGCGCUACAGACCACUCGAUCAACUCUCUUUGGAUUCACUUUGAAUGCUAGACUGGUGAAGUAGCGACUGAUAAAACCAAAGCGAGGCGCUGUAGAGCGUGUUCGCGCCGCACUAGAAGUCUGUCGGUCGAGACUGACGCUGGAAUUACAUACAAGGUGUUCCACUCUGCAGUGCCGAGCAC
This is a messenger RNA of Amoebophrya sp. A25, 1406 nucleotides long. Lineage: Eukaryota; Dinophyceae; Syndiniales; Amoebophryaceae. The record is from the annotation of a GenBank genome assembly.